AUUUAGGGUAAUGAUUAUUGCUGUACAAUGUAAUUUUUCAUUGCCAACUCUUAAUUAUUUUGUGAGAUAGGUUUCUUCUUGCAGAAUUUUGUGGGUGAAUUUGGUUUGAAUAAUAAAGCUUUUGGUGGUAGCAAGCUGGAGUGGAAUGUUGUUGAUUAUUGUCUCGUCAGCACUUGCAUAUAUGACAGGAGGCUUUUUAAAAUGUCAGGCAAUCAGUAUCAGAAUGCACAAAUCACCCUGCAUCUCUGCAAGACUUGUGCAAUUAACCCCUGUAAUCAUAUCAGGGUGGUGGUCUGAAUUUCUUAUAGGUUUAAUGUUGAUUCUGAUUGCUGUUAAGUUUGUAAGCAGUUACUCCUGCGCAUAUCACUCGAUGAAAAUGGGCUCUCUGGUUCUGCUUGCUCCCUAUCCUCCUCCGGGCAUAUGCCCCACCUUCCACCUAAUACACUGUCUAGGUAUUUUGGAUGAAACUUUAUGUACCAACUUAUUUGGAUCUUGUAAAGGAAAAUCAAGAAUCAGGUGCUGGAUAAAGAACCUGGCUGCCGAGAUCAAUCUUUUUAUUAUUAUCAUCAUAUUGGUUUUCAUGAAACAACAGAUGAGAGAGCAUGGGAUGUAUGAUUUUUUUUGCUUAUUUUGAUGGUUCAAUUAUGUUGGGAGCUGCUUUUUCUAUCAAUAAAUAUUUAUAUAUCGAGUAAUAAAUUUUUUUUUUUU
Molecule: messenger RNA, 708 nt
Organism: Jatropha curcas
Lineage: Eukaryota; Viridiplantae; Streptophyta; Magnoliopsida; Malpighiales; Euphorbiaceae
Source: RefSeq, a predicted model, not a curated record